Lasiosphaeria miniovina is the source of this 1506-nucleotide messenger RNA. Its product is annotated as pyridoxal phosphate-dependent transferase. Gene Ontology annotation, biological process: biosynthetic process. Gene Ontology annotation, molecular function: L-2-aminoadipate:2-oxoglutarate transaminase activity; pyridoxal phosphate binding. The record is from RefSeq and is a predicted model, not a curated record. NCBI's taxonomy places the organism in Eukaryota, Fungi, Ascomycota, Sordariomycetes, Sordariales, Lasiosphaeriaceae. The coding region runs from base 1 to 1506 and encodes 501 amino acids. The transcript is spliced from 2 exons.
AUGGAGAACAACGACGAGCGUAAUGACAAGAAGCUAAUAAAUCUGAUCCGUGGCUGGCCGUCGCCGCACCUGCUGCCUGCAGAGCUGCUGCGCGCAGCAGCCAACAAGGCCCUAGCCGACCCCGCUGUCUACGUACCCGGGCUCCAAUACGGGCCGGACCCGGGCUACCAGCCGCUACGCGAGGAGCUGGCGGCUUGGCUGGGCUGCGCUUACAAGUCGAGCUACCGCCCGCAGUCGCAGAACCCACUACCAGGCGGCAGCACUGUCGUCGGUGUCGGCGCCGGCGCGGACCAAAUCUGCAUCACUGGCGGCGCAUCGCAGAGCAUCGCCUGCAUUCUGCAGUCGUUCACAGACCCGGCGUACACGCGCGCUGUCUGGGCCGUGGCGCCGUGCUAUUUCCUGGCAUGUCCCAUCUUUGAGGAUGCCGGGUUCCGCGGCCGGCUGCGCGCCGUGCCUGAGGACGACGAGGGCAUCGACCUGGAGUGGCUGGGGCGUGGGAUCAGGCGGUGCGAGGCUGAGAGAGGGUCAGAAGAGAAGGCACGUUUUCCCUACAAGGACCCAGGCCCGCACCGCAAGUUCUACCGCCACGUCAUCUAUGCCGUGCCAACCAGCGCCAACCCGUCAGGCAAGACCAUGUCGCUGCGGCGACGCGAAGGUCUAGUGCGGCUGGCAAGGGAGCACGACGCGCUCGUCAUAUGCGACGACGUAUAUGACUUCCUGCAGUGGCCCGUCCUGGCCGCCAGCCCCAGUCCCUCCUCUGUCCCCCACGCGCUCCCGCUGCCGCUGCCGCUGCUCCCUCGGCUGUCGGACAUCGACCUCGCGCUAGGCGGGCCGACGCGCCACGACCCGGCUCACAAGCACUUCGGGCACGCCAUCAGCAACGGCUCCUUCAGCAAGCUGAUCGGGCCGGGGGUGCGCACGGGGUGGACGCACAGCACGGCCGACUUCGCGCUGGGCGUGUCGCAGACGGGGUCGACGCGUUCGGGAGGCGCGCCCAGCCAGAUCGCCGCCGCCGUGGUCCACCAGCUACUCGCCAGCGGCGACCUUGACGCCCACCUCGACCACGCCGUGCGGCCUGCCUUGCAACAGCGGCACGCGCGGGCCGCCGCCGCAGUGAAGGCGGAGCUCGGCUGGGCGGGCGUCGAGGUGCUGGAGCGUAGUAGUAGUGGCAGCGACGAUGGCGCCAUGUUUGGCGGGUACUUUUUGUGGCUCACGCUGCCCGAGGACGGGCCGCGCGCCGACGAGGUGGUCAUGCGCGCGCAGGCCGAGGAGAACUUGGUCGUCGCGCCGGGGAGUAGCUUCGAGGUGAGUGGCGACGAGGUCGGCCAGGUGCGCUUCCCGCGGAACCUCCGCAUCUGCUACUCAUGGGAAGAGGAGGACGACAUAGUCGAGGGCAUAAGGCGGCUGGGGAUGGUGUUGAGGCGGUUGCGGGACGGGACUGAGCUGCCGGCGUCGGAGCUGGCUGGCAAGUGGAAGCCCGUUGGGACAGCAGGGGGAUUUAAAUAG